GAAUGGGGCAGACAGCCUGACGGCUCCUGGGCCACCUCCCAAGAAGCAAAAGGAGGGCGCCUGGUGGGCCCAGAUUGGCAUUCCUGUUAGUCCAGAGGAGUUCUUGGAUCUUUCCUCACCCAGAGACCUUUGGUCAGCCAGGUUGGAGAACAACAACAGAAUGUGGAACCUCUGCCGAUCAUCGGGCAACCAUGAGCUUGAUGAAGCCUUGUGGCUCCAGACACUCAAAGAGUGCAAAGCGGGAUGGGCUACUUUGCAUGUAGGCCUGCACAAGCCACCAAGCAACGCCUUGCUCUCCCGCAGGUUUGCAGUUCAACAACAGGCUAAAGUGCGUCCAAUAGACGAGUUCUCUGUGUCUCAGGUGAACAACACACUGGGUAGCGUAGAGAAGAUUGUCGUGAUGCCGUCUUCUGCAACAGUGUCUCUGUCUCUUGCCUUGCAAAGAGGUCUUACGGCAUCGAAUCGAGGCUCAUAUGCGGAUGCUCCAGUCGAGCUCUCUGGAAAGACGUUCGAUCUUCAGAGCGCUUACAAGCAGCUCCCCAUCCACAAGGACACGGCAAGUGCGGAGGCAGCCUUCGUCCUUUUGAUGAGAAUCUUGGGUUGGAAAGUCUCGGUGGACAAAGCCAAGCCCUUCUCCUGUUUGUUCCACAGCCUCGGCAUAGCCUUCUUGCUUCCUAGGUCGCCAACUGACCCAGUACAGGUGACCAACACCGAUCAGCGUCGCAAGGAGGUUGCGGCAACAUGUCUGGAGCUUUUGCGAACAGGAAAGGAUGGGGUAGAGCACCCCAUCAUGCAGUGUGAGCUGUUAGCCGCAGCAGUUUCCCUAGCUGUGUGGGGACCCACGGUGGCAUCAUCAUGCAUCACACUGUGGGUGGACAAUGACGCAGCCAGGCAUGCACUCAUUGCCGCGCAUGCCUUCCCAGACAGUAACAGGUUCCCGACAGAGGAAGCCACCUUCAACUACCGUGGGAACAUGGACCUGCUUAGGCGACCGGAGCCGUGCCCUCAGCCCGAAGUGGUGGAGGACGCCAGACCGCUCAAAGCGCCAAGAUUGCACACUCCCAAGUUGAGGGCGGUAGCAGACUUCAGGCCUACAGACGCCCAGGCAGAGAGACAAGCAGCUCUCACGAAGUGGGAUCAGGUAGUCAGGUUGCUACCUAGGCUGUUUGAUCCUACGGUGCUCAGCCAGCUUCACAACGAAGACUUUGCUGUUGAGUUGGGGAACUUGGACUUGAUCUUUAGCAAGAAGUCGACGAGCACUCUCAUGUCCAGGGCCAGCUCCAUGCUCAGGUUCUGCAGCUGGAUACUCAGGACUUUUCCAGAAGAAGUAGUCUCAGAGCCGAUCCUGUUUUUGUACUGUCAGAAGCUUCGCAAAGAAAAGAAGGACACAUCAGGACCGGACCAGCUGCUUCAGGCUCUCAACUUUUGCUCAGGAACACUGGGGCUGUCUGUUCCAGUUGCAGAUCUCAGGUCUGCCAGGGUGACGGGGUUGGCGCACCAGUGCCUCAGGGCACAAGAGUCCACCAAGCAGGCUCAACCUCUGACUAAGGACCAGGUGCAGUGGCUAGAGCACCUGGCCAGACAGGCAGACGAUGCUUAUGAGAAGUUGCUCGCCUCCUCUUUCCUUCUCAUGGUCUACGCCAGGGCCAGGCACAGUGAUGUGCGCAGGGCUGUGAAGAUCCUGCUGGACGCAGGAGGCGACUUCAUCCAUGGGUUUGUAGAGCUGGUUGUUCAGGACCCCAAGCAGUCCAGGGCCAGCAGGAGGAGGCGUCUCAUGCUGCCAGUCGUAGCCCCUAUGAUGGGCAUCGCAGACAGGCCGUGGGCAUCCGCUUGGCAGGCCAACAGGAAGCACUGGCGUUUGGCCCAUGAAGGGGACAUCAGUAUUGAACCCUUGCUUCCAGAGUUGGCAGCAGACGGGAGUCUGUUGCCAUGCAACAUGAGCACAAGCUGGUUAAGAGCUUUCCUCGCCAGGAACGAACAGGUGAACGCCGACGCCUUGCUGGGCAUCACGACUCAUAGCUUGAAAGCAACUCUUUUGUCAUGGGCAGCAAAGGCAGGAAUGGAUACUCUUGAGAGAACCAUCUUAGGAUAUCAUAGUACAGGGGUGAAUAGUUCAACCCUCAGCUACAGUCGAGACGCCAUGGCGGGGCCCCUCAGGAGCUUGCAGGGUCUGAUCAGAUCAGUGCGCAUGGGCAAGUUCAGUCCAGAUGACACGAGAUCUGGGCGGCUGGCGCUAUCAGGCUCUUCCUCAGGGUCCUCGCAGGCGCCCAGCGCUUCCUCGUCCAGCAGUGAUGGCGAAGAGCGUGAGCAGGUGAUCCAGGGUGCCAGCCACACUUUUGCAAUGCUGGCCUCUUCUGGUCAGUAUCACCUAGCCAAGAACCCAGGUUCAGGAAUCACGCACAUUGUGAAACAGGGGCGUGACAAGUUGUUGUGCGGCCGCACUCUUUUUAAGGCCUUAGUGGUCUGCAAUGAGGUAAAUUUCUCUCAGGUGCAGAUAUGCAUGACGUGCCAGUCAGUUUGCGAAGGCCUUCUAGAAGGCAGAUGGGCUAGCAAGCAGUGGACAGUAGUUUGA
Symbiodinium pilosum is the source of this 2572-nucleotide messenger RNA. Lineage: Eukaryota; Dinophyceae; Suessiales; Symbiodiniaceae. The record is from the annotation of a GenBank genome assembly.